AUCCUAACUCUCUCUCUCUCUCUCUCUCUCUCUCUCUCUCAACAUCCAGGAGAACGCCACGCCACCAGUGGCCCAAGAUGACCUCUCAUAACCCAUCCAGCUUCAACGACAGAAGGCAGACGAGCGAUCCAACCAGCCCGAUGGCCUCGACCGCUCGACCGAGCGAAGACCAACGAACCACGACGACAACCUCACCCACACAUUCAUGGGAGCACUCGACCCUGCGAAACAGCAACUCGACCGCCUCGCCCAACAUCCGCGCCUCACCCGCCGGCAGCAAGCUCUCGUCGUACAUCCCGAACGCCUUCAAACUCAAGACCAAGAAAGCAAACCCCCAGUCCGACCUCCCACUAUCCACCCUCACCACCCCAGCAAACGCCAUCCACAGAUCAACACACAUAAACCUCACCCACGACACCACCACCCCCAACCACACCCACAAAUCCAAACCCCGCCUCACCCGCCACGCCCUUCCCCUCAAAGCCCUAACCACCCUCCUCACCUCCGCCGCAACCCUAGGCCUCAACCUCUCCUCCAGCAUAACAGAAGAAUACCUCUACGACUUCCACCUCCUCUCCACAAGCACCCAAUUCCACCUCUCCUGGAUCCCCGCCCUCCAACUCUCCCUCCCCUUCCUCCUCGCCUACCCCCUAGCCCACGCCUUCAACCACGGCCACGGCGCCACGCUCUUCCGCACGGGCGCCGCCGUCCUCGUAGCCUCACAAGUCGCGCUCGCGUUCUGCGAUACCUACGUGCGUGUCCUGCUCGUGCGGGGUCUGGCACAGGGCGUUGGGAUGGCGGGGAUGUUGGACUGUGCUGUGCUGGCGAUGGUGAGGGGGUUUGCGGGGAGGCCGCUUGUUGUUGGGUGGCGGCGGAAGAUGUUGAAGAAGGGGCUUGCGCCGAGUCGGGCGCGGAACGAGGCGAUGCGGAAUGACGGGCCGUUUUUGCUGCUUGUUGUUGGGCUGGGGUUUGUGUUUGCUGGGUGGCUGGGGCCGGUGUACUUUAUCGUAUCCUACGCAACCCUCUCCCUCCGCCAGGCCCCCGACGACGCAAUCCUCAUCCUCAUCCUCAUGCUCGCCGUCUCGCUCCUCGCAAGCGCCAUCCCAGGCCUCCUAGCGCACCACCUCACCGGGCCCCUGAACACGCUGCUCCCCAGCACCUUUCUCUCCGCCGUCGUGCUCGCCGUGUGGAUCGCGCUUGAUGCCGUCAGUUUAUCACCACCAGCCCUACCUACAACAACAACACCAUCACCCCUAUCACCAUCAUCAACACCACAACAACAAACCCAACAGAAAUACACCCCCCUCCCCCUCCCCCCCACGGCAACAACCCUAGCAACCCUCUACGCCCUAACCACCCCCCUCCUCCCCCUCCUCCUCGCCACCCUCGACCGCUUCGACCUGCACUCCCAAUCAUUCGGCAACCCCAAAACAACCCUCUCCAAACGCCACGCCGUCGCCCUAGCAGCCUGUGGCGUCGGCAUCCUCUUCGGCAGCCCCAUCUGCGCCAGCCUGAUCGGUGUUAUUGUUGUUCGACGACGAGGACAACGACCGGACGACGGAUCGGAUUUCACGGGGGCGUUUGCGUGUGCGCUGGCGGGGUGGGUUGUUGGGGGGGCGUUUUUGGUUGCGGCGAGGGGGGCGAAGGUUGGGUGGGGGGUUAGGGGGAGGGUUUAG
Molecule: messenger RNA, 1676 nt
Organism: Pseudovirgaria hyperparasitica
Lineage: Eukaryota; Fungi; Ascomycota; Dothideomycetes; Acrospermales; Acrospermaceae
Exons: 3
Coding region: 78-1676 (532 amino acids)
Source: RefSeq, a predicted model, not a curated record